CAAGCAGAGCCAAUCGAAACGAGACGCGAGGCGCCAGAGCGCAGCAAACGUUCGUUGCGACCGAACGACGCGAGGCAACGAAGCUCGGCAUCAUGUGCAGCAGAGUUCUCUCUACGACYAAGGUYUGGGGCURUCCCUCCACGGCACUCGGUGGCGACUCGGCUCGAAGCAUCGCCGACAGCCACAAAGACAGAGCGUCGUCGUCRUCAUCGUCACGUCGCCCACCACCCCUGAAGACCCUGCGCUUGUCGAAUGCGAUGCACCCGCAGUACAUCUCCUUUCAGGUUUUGCUGGCCAUCAAAUGUUCCUCCUACAACGCCUUGGCUUGCCAGGGUUUGGACCUGACACUACUCGACGAAAACAGCGAAAGCCACGCAAACGAGGAAACAAAAGCGGAGGCUGUGGCCACGAACGAAAUUGCAYCGGCCGCAUCCUUUUUGCAGCACCUACGGGUGCUGAUCUAUUCCCGAAACUGGCUGCGGAUCGAAUUCGAUCAGUGCAAGGGCAUCGAAUCCUUGUUCAGCGACUCGUCCGAGYCAAAGAUGGAUCUUGGUCUGAACACCACGAAGGUCGGCUUUCUGGUACUCAAGUUUCCGCGGUCGAACCGUGCCGCGGGCAACAAACACAAACGCUGCACGUACGACGCAAGCCACCACACAAACUUCUUCACAAAUCUGUGGAACCACUGGAGGGUUCAAAAACUGAAUCUUUCGAUGGAUUUCAMCCCCGCCUGGACAAAAGAAUUUUGCCGGAGCCGUUAUCACCAAAACACACACAACGACGACAMGAGCGACAACGCCAAUGGCGUUGCGAAUGGGGAAAMGGAAGAGGCUUAUCUUGGCUUGGAAGAACUCGAGCUCUAUCCCGCUUGUACCUGGCACCGUCGAAUUCCAAAGUCGACGAAAUCCAACGACGGGGAGCAACGCGACCCUUCCAUAGAGAACGGUUGCAGCUCCUCGGUGCAAGUCGCCGAUGACGCCCCGGAGGGAUCUUGCGGUGGCAGCGGUGCCGCCGCCGUCAAAACCAGCAACGACGAAGACGACGACGAAACCAUGGACUGCUGGGAAUACUUUUGCCGCCAGCUUCCGCUCCACCACCCGAGGCUCGGGUCUCUGUCGGUUCAGUGCAAAACCUCCGACGCCGACAUGGCCUACCUGAUCCGGCACUGCGUUUCGUCUCCKUUGUUUGUGGCCCUGCACACGCUGCGCUUCGGGAACAUGUGUUCCUGCGACGAGCAAAGCCUGGCGGCACUGGCCGGUGCUCUGGCCAAGCAGGCAGGGACAACCGCAUCGGCGCCGGCGUCCGCAACACCCAGCAAUCCCGGGGCCCGGCCCCGCUUGCCGCAGCGAUUGGAGAUCCUGUCCAUGUCCCGUGGCAGGAAACUCCYCUCCCCGUCCGCCGCCGGCCUCCUGGCCGGCGGCCAGCAGCAGCGGGGCCGGGUUUUGGAYGUCUGCCGGGCCCUGGCGGCCGCUUCGGUGCUCAAGCACCUCGARCUCUCCGACUAUUUCCUGGACCGGACCGACCUGGAGGCCCUCUUUGGAUCCCUCGUCGACAGCGGGGGAGCCAUACAGCGCCUCUCCCUGCUAUCCUGCGGCGUCGCCUGCAGAGGCGACUACAAACCGGUCAAGGAAUGCCUGGUCCGGAACGAGCUGCCCUUCCUCAAGGUCCUCCUCCUGCCCGAGGCGGCCUCGGGAAUCCUGGGCGAGGCCCUGCGGUUCAACACAUCGGUCGAAAACGUCAACUACUCCAGGGGCGGCAGCCCCACCCUCCGGUACUUUUUGGACCUGAACCGGGGCGGGAGGCGGAUUCUGACCACCGCGAGCACCACCACCUUCCACGCGGAUGCAGCGGCGGGGGACCGCGGCCACCACUGCCACGAGGACCAGCGGCAGCCUCCCGGGGGACUGGCAACCCGAACGACCCUGCCCGCGGUCUCGCCGGCGCUGUAUCCACGGAUCCUGGACCGGGCGUCGCACAUGACGAAACACGGAUACCUCGGGGGCGACCAACGAAAGUACGACGUAGUGUACUAUAUGCUGCGGAAUCGAAUCUUGUUGGAGAUGUAACCGUAUCUGAUAAAUAACAGUCCAUUGU
This is a messenger RNA of Pseudo-nitzschia multistriata, 2094 nucleotides long. The record is from the annotation of a GenBank genome assembly. NCBI's taxonomy places the organism in Eukaryota, Bacillariophyta, Bacillariophyceae, Bacillariales, Bacillariaceae.